Messenger RNA from Zygotorulaspora mrakii, 1473 nucleotides. RefSeq names its product Gfd2p (gene GFD2). The transcript has a single exon. Gene Ontology annotation, molecular function: nucleic acid binding. The record is from RefSeq and is a predicted model, not a curated record. NCBI's taxonomy places the organism in Eukaryota, Fungi, Ascomycota, Saccharomycetes, Saccharomycetales, Saccharomycetaceae. The coding region runs from base 1 to 1473 and encodes 490 amino acids. Gene Ontology annotation, cellular component: nucleus.
AUGAAACGGAGUUUUGGGAAAUUUAUCAGUCAAUCUCAGAUCCGGGAGAGAGCGCGGCAUAAGGUGAACAGGAUAUCAACAGAUAAUUUUUCUAUGGCUCAAAAGAAAAUAAGUGUGCGGGGCUUGCCUGACAACAACAUCUCAAGUUCUUCAAGGUACUGGCGUGCGAGAGGUUUGAUUGAGAAUGAGAGUGGCCAUGGGCAACCGUCCUGGAUUGAGGAACAAGAACAAUUCGCAAAGCUGCAUAAAAUACCAUAUAAUGGAAAGGGAGAAGUUGCGACGGAAUUGGCCGAUAACAUCGAAAAAUAUUUAGAUAAGGUUCGAGCUAGGUUCAAAAAAGAGGAGGAUAUAAGCGACAUGAAACUGGCACAGAAACUUGCGGUUUACAAGAAGCAGUGGAUGCGCCUCUACGACGGGGUGGAUCCUGAUUCUCUGGUCCUCAACGGAACGGAGACGGUUGAAGUCAGAGAGCUGAAAAAAGCAUACGACAAGGCAAUCAAGGCCCUAAAAAGAGAACAUUCCCCUAUAAUACAUCCAUCACCGAGAUCAUCAAACUUUGACUAUUUUUGUAAUGGCAUUCGGCUACUUGCAUCAAAAAAGACAAUAUGUUUUUGCCUAGACGCAGAAGCGUUCGAGUUUGAUAAUGAUAUGGUCACCGAGAUAGGUAUCUCAAUAUAUGAUCCCAGAGAGAAUUUUUUUUCAUUCGUUCCGAUAACGAGAAAUUAUCAUAUAAUCAUUUCGGAAGCGCUGACUGUGCGAAAUUCAAAAUUUGUCAUCGAUUCCAAAGACUGCUACCAGCUUGGCGAAAGCCUCGUUCUUUCCUUGGGCGAGUGUGUGGAGUUUGUCCAGGCUCUUAUAGAUUUCUAUCUCGAACCGAGAACCGUUGAGGACGAAUCAUGGUCAAGGGCGCUCGUGGGGCACAACGUCCAGGGGGACAUCUCCUGGCUCAAGCAAAUGGGUAUCAAGAUCCCCAAAGUCGCCAAAAACCACUCAGACAACCUGGACUACCAACUAAGUCACGUGAAUGCCCCCAACGAGCCCAUCUUUGUGCUGGAUACUGAGAAACUGUAUAGAUUUACUUACGGAAACAAGGGCGGUAGCCUAGGCAAGCUGCUUCGUCUUCUGAAAAUACCGCACUCCUUCUUACACAACGCUGGUAACGACGCCUACUAUACGCUACAGUUGCUUCUACGCAUGUGUGACAUCAACUACCGGAAGCAAAACGGGCUUGACGAUCUGAUUGAGAUGAACCGUCGCAUCGAACAAUGGCUCCAGCGUGAGCGCGAGGAGCCGAAAGUCGUCCCGAUGUCCUAUUUGGAAACAGUCAAGACCUUCCACGAUUCAUCGCGAAUCAAAAAAGAUUCGAACCCGUCCGGAAAGAAAAAAGGUAAGACCCUCGUUCAUCAAACGGAAUUUGGUGGCUCGCAAUGGUACCCAACAGCUCGGGAAGCUUUUCUCAGUACCUUGAGAUAG